AUGGUGCUGAUUCUGAAUCUACGGCUGCGCAAAGCAAUGGAGCCUGUGAUAUCCAGAUCUUCUACGGCGAGCUCAAUUGUGUCCAAUUAUGCUGAGCUUCCAACCAUCCACAUGCUUGCUUGGGGAAAGGGCAGUUUAGCCCACUGGGCUCUCUUUGUACCAAACAGACCAGGAUCUCCUAUCGGGAGGAUUAUCCACAUUGGCGUCAAUGCCAAUUCAUCAGGCUUCGCAAGCACCACGGUUCCCGAGUACCAACGUCAUGGAUUCCGUGUCACUGGCAGUGCUGCCAGUCGCUGCUUUGAUAUUCCCGAUGCUCGAGCCACUUUGGCGCAGGUGGAAGAAGCAGCAAGAUUUGUAUCUGACGGGUACACCUACAACAUUGCCACGGCAAACUGUCAGAACUUCGCUAUGGAUGUUUUAAUACGGUUGAAUCAUCUUUACCCUUCAACUGUGACUGCCGCUGCUAUCCAACAAGUUCGCCUACGAGGAACUGUCUCAACCUUUCUCGCCCGUUACACCCGUCGGACGCCAAUUGCCUACCCCCAGUCUCGUUCUCGGCCUCCACCUCGUGGGUUUAUAUUAGAUUAA
Molecule: messenger RNA, 588 nt
Organism: Penicillium alfredii
Lineage: Eukaryota; Fungi; Ascomycota; Eurotiomycetes; Eurotiales; Aspergillaceae
Exons: 1
Coding region: 1-588 (195 amino acids)
Source: RefSeq, a predicted model, not a curated record